Molecule: messenger RNA, 2482 nt
Organism: Spirodela intermedia
Lineage: Eukaryota; Viridiplantae; Streptophyta; Magnoliopsida; Alismatales; Araceae
Source: the annotation of a GenBank genome assembly
AUGGCUCUUCGGUUCCUCUCGCCGUUGUCCCUCUACCCUACCCUCCACAAGCCCCCCCUCCGCAGUGGCAGUGGCAGCAGCGGCAGCCCCGUCCUACGUCACGCGGGCGCCGCCCGCUCUUCCCACGGCUUCUCCGCUCCUCUCCGCCUCUCGAGGCCCAACGCGGAGUCGCCGGCGGCGGCGGCGGAAGCACCACCGCCGCGGCUGCGGGACCAGGGAGGAGGUGCAGAGGGGGAGGAAGAGGAGGUGCUGGUCAAGGAGCUGGAAGACCUCCCCGAGCAGUGGCGGCGCUCGAAGGUGGCCUGGCUCUGCAAGCAAUUACCAGGCCAGAAGCCCGGCACACUCACCCGCGUCCUCAACGCCCAGCGCAAAUGGAUAUCCCAGCAGGACGUCACCUACCUCGUCGUUCACUGCCUGCGGAUGCGCGAGAACGACGCCGCCUUCAAGGUGAAUGAGGCCUUCUUCUUCUUCGUGCUCUGAGAGAAUUCUCCCUUUCCUCCGUGCUGCCCACCUCCUGUUCGCCCUUUUGCCUCCAUCAUCCAUCUUUUCUUCGCUUCUCUCCCAUGAACCCCCCGGUCAUGUUUCUGGUUUUCUCCAGGUGUACAGGUGGAUGCUGGCGCAGCCUCGAUUCCGCUUCGACUUCCCCCUCGCCACCAAGCUGGCGGAUUGCCUGGGCAAGGACCGGAAGUUCCUGAAAUGCCGGGAGGUGUUCGACGACAUCAUCAAGCAGGGCCGCGUGCCGAGCGAGACGACCUUCCACAACCUCACGGCGGCGUAUCUCAGCGCCCCCGUGCAGGGCUGCCUCGACGAAGCUUGCAGUGUCUACAACAAGAUGAUCCAGGUGGGCGGCUACAGCCCUCGGCUGAGCCUACACAACGCCCUCUUCCAGGCCCUCCUCGGCAAGUCAGGGCCCUCCUCGAAGCGCUACCUCCAGCAGGCCGAGUUCAUCUUCACCAACCUAGUCACAGGCGAGCUGGAGAUACAGAGGGACGUGUACGCCGGGAUGAUAUGGCUCCACAGCCACCAGGACGUCGUGGACACGGAGAGGAUCGCGGCCCUGAGGGAGGAAAUGCAGAGGAGGAGGAUGCCGGAGGACGAGGAAGUCCUCGUCUCUGUCUUGAGGGCCUGCUCGAAGGUGGGCGACGUGGAAGAAGCGGAGAGGGUCUGGAACAAGCUCCUCGAGUCAUCAGGCUCUGCCACCCUCCCUCCCCAGGCCUUUGUUUACAGGAUGGAGCUUCACGCUAAGGUCGGAGAGCCCCUGCGGUCACUGGAGAUAUUCCGGAGCAUGCCGGAGCACGGCGUCACCGCCACUGCACCGGCGUACAGUAAGAUCAUCGAGGUGAUGUCAAGAGCCCGGGAGAUCGGAACCGCAGAGGAACUCUUGGGCGAGUUUGUCGCGAGCGGCUUGAAGCCCCUCUCGUCUUCCUACGCCAGCAUCAUGGACAUGUACCUCACCUCGAACAUGCACGACAGGAUUGAACGCUUGUUCUCUCAGUGCCGCUCAGAGAGCCAGGCCAGUCGAAGCAUCUACAAUAUCUACUUGAACUCCCUGGUGAAGACCGGCGAUCUCGAGAAGGCAGAGGAGAUAUUCAACGAGAUGCACACGAACCCCGAAAUCGGCAGUAACAGCUCAUCCUGCAACGUAAUUCUGGGGGCAUUUCUCGCUUCUGCCGAUCACACCAAGGCCGAGAAGAUUUAUAGGUUGAUGACCCAGAAGCGGUACGGCAUCGAUCCCACGCUCGCGACGCAGCUCGAUCAGAUCCUCAGCUCGAAGAGGAAGGUCGUCGACAAGCCCGUGAGCCUGAAACUGGACAUAGAACAGCGGGAAAUAUUGGUCGGCCUGCUGCUGGGUGGUCUACGGGUGGAGCCGGAUGAGGCGGCGAGGAGUCAUUCCGUCGUUCACUUCGAGUUCAACGAAGAUCAUCCCGUCCACUCCCUCCUCAGGAAGCACAUCCAUCAGAGAUACUUCGAGUGGCUCACUCCGUCGAACCGGCUUGACGGCGACGGCGAUGGCGACGACGACCCGCCGCAUCGGUUCUCCACGGUCCCGCAUUCGAACUUCACCUUCUUCGGGGACAAGUUCCGGCCGAGAGGCCGGCCGGCGGUGCCGACCCUCAUCCACCGAUGGCUGUCGGAGCGCGCGCUGGCCUACUGGUACAUGUACGGCGGUAUCAGGUCCUCCUCCGGCGACGUUCUGCUCAGGCUGAAAGGCGGCGAGCAGGAGGAUGCCCAGAGAGUCAUCAAGGUGUUGCAGGCAAAGUCGAUAGACUGCAGGGUGAAGAAGAAGGGCGGGACGUUCUGGAUCGGUCUCCAAGGGAGCAACGCGGUCUGGUUCUGGAAGCUGACGGAGCCGUACAUUCUCGAGGGGGUGAAGGAGCACCUGAGGCCCGGUGGGCAGAGCUUCCCGGCGGAGAUGGAGGAAGAAGAAGCUCAGUUGAAUGGGUCGGAUCCCGGGUCCAAUCCUGGUGGGUCUUCUGAUUAG